AUGCGUUCUGAUUUGCCAAAUCAAAACCGCUCUUCUGACUCUCUUCUUCUCCUCUCCUUCUCCUCCGGCUUUGCCGGAGGAUUUUUCUCCCUCUUUCUGAUGGAAGGCUCUCUUCCAUCAUCUGCGUUCCCUCCGCUUGGCUCGAAGAAUGGUCGAGAGGCUUUUUCCUCUCCGCGUGACUGGUCUCAGGUUUUUGCUCCUGCAAAAGACAUGCCAAAAGUCCUAAAUUUGUCCCACUUCCUGGAGGAGCCUGAUGUUAUCCCUUUCACGGGGGAGAAACUGCUUCAGGGGGGUGAAGAUUGGAAGUUAUGUCUGGUGGGUUAUUCGAUAGGGAGGCGACCUUUUUAUGAAGCAGUACUUGGCACCAUUAAGAAGACCUGGAGCUUGAUAGGCUCUGUUCAACUACUUUCCUUAAGCGAAGGUUUUUUUCUUCUGCGUUUCUCUUGUAAUGAAGAUCUUGAAAUGGUGUGGUCUAGAGGUGUUUGGUUUCUGCUGGGGAAACCAUUUGUGUUGCAAAAAUGGCAUCCUAAGUUUAAGCCUAAGAAGGAAGACUUCAAGAAUGUUCCCAUUUGGGUCAAAAUCCAUGACUUACCACUUGCAUGUUGGAAUUCCGAAGGAAUCUCGCGGAUAGCUAGUAAGAUCAGGGUUCCUAUUGCGGCGGACAGCCUGACGAAACAGAAAACUCGCCUCACUUUCGCUCGCGUCUGUGUAUUAGUGGACUGUAACGCUACCUACCCGGAAGAAAUCAAGGUUUCCUUAGAUGGGGACGUUGUCUGCUUGAAGGUGCAUUAUGAAUGGCGCCCUUUCCCUUGUUCUCACUGUAAUUCUCUGAUGCAUUUUUCUUCAUCUUGUCCGUCUAAGCCAGAAGAGGUUACAAACGUUGAAAAUGCUAAUGCUAGACAGAAUCGGGGUAGAAGUAUGAGUGGAAAGCCCAAUUCUCGUCAUCCAUCCAAAAAACCCAACUUUGCGAGACCUCCUGCUUCUCAGGAAUCUCCCUCUCGCGCUUUGAAUGUUGACUCUGGUGGCUCUUUUAUUGAUCAGGGAGUUUCUAACAUGCUUGGACAACCUCUAAUCUAUCAACCUCACUCACCGCCCCCUUUCAAAAUGGGUUCCCCUCCUAAAGAUCCUCCUUUGGUUCCUCCAUCUAUCGUAUCACAGUCUGAUAAAGCUGAUGACGGGUUAGGUAUUCCUAACCUGAACUUCCCUAAUGAAGCUGCAUCCUCUUCCACAGGCAUUCCUCAACCCAAAUCCAAACUGAAUUCUAAAAUUGUAAAAGAUCCUUCAGCAAGGGGUCUUGCUCAAAAAGAACUUAUUUCGCCUAAUAAAUUUGAUGCUUUAAAUAUUGAAGACGAUGCCCUGUCGCAUUCUAAUGUGAAUGCCGAGUCUGUGGGAAUCUCUGAUGCUGAUAAGGAAGUAGGUGGUGGUGAAUCUCUUUUUAUAGAGGUAUGCAAGGCAAAAAAUUCUCAGCCAAGUGCUGCUUCCAAAAAAACUGCUAAGGGAAAGCAGCGACUUGUGGAAUCUUUCAAACUUGAUUUGGUUUGUGUUCUGGAGAAUAGGAUCCAGAAGAAGUCUUUAAAUGAUCAUUUUUUUGUGACUGCUCAUUCCCUCUUUUUGAAUGAAUCUUGCUGUCAUAAUUUUGAUUUUUCCCUAUCUGGGAGAAUUUGGGUCAAGUGGGACCCCCUCAAAUUAUCUUUUACUCCUAAUUUUAUCACCUCUCAAAUGAUUAAUGGCAUUGUUUCAGGAAGUUCCUUUACUUCCUUUAAACUCACAGCUGUGUAUGCUUCUAAUAAUAGUCAGGAUCGUAAAUCUCUGUGGGAAGGCAUUUGUUCGGUGGCUCCUGACAGCCACACUCCUUGGGUGAUCAUUGGGGAUUUCAACUGUUGUAGGUAUGCUUCUGAGAAGAUUGGAGGGACGGACAUUAAUCAAGCUGCCUUGCUUGACUUCAAUAACAUGAAUUUUAACAAUUGUCUCUUGGAUCUGCAAUCUAUUGGGUGCAAAUUCACGUGGUUCAAUCAACGCCAGGACUACCCUAUUCAUAUAAAACUUGAUAGGGUAUUGGUGAAUGAGUCCUGGUUGAAUGUGUAUCCUGACUCUUACUGUUCGUAUCAAAGUCCUUCCUGCUCAGAUCACUCUCCGAUUCUCCUUCUCUCUGGUAAUCACUCUCCGGUUAAGCAUAGAUUCCUUUUUAAAAACUAUUGGACUAAGUUAGAUGAUUAUUGGUCUCUUCUCAUUGAGACUCUCUACUUGCCUUCUACUGACAUUAAAACAAAAUCCUGGGCUUCUUCCUCUUAUGUUAGUAGGCACAUUGAACUCCUUCACAAUAACCAACAGGAUUUGUUGGCCUCCCUCCACUCGGACCCCUUCAACUUUUCCUUGAAUCAGUCUUACAAGGAGAAUAAUACUAAGCUGGCUGAGUUCAUGUCUUUGCAUACUUCUUGGAUCAUCCAAAGGGCUAAGGUCAACUGGUUAAAGUAUGGUGAAGAUGACCUUAAAUUCCUCUAUGCUAAAAUAAGAUUAAGGAUGGAAAGCAAGAAAUCUGUGGUCAAUCUGCUUUUCUCUAAUCUUCAAUCUUCUAGAGCUUAA
This is a messenger RNA of Dendrobium catenatum, 2583 nucleotides long. RefSeq lists its product as uncharacterized. The transcript has 4 exons. Lineage: Eukaryota; Viridiplantae; Streptophyta; Magnoliopsida; Asparagales; Orchidaceae. The coding region runs from base 1 to 2583 and encodes 860 amino acids. The record is from RefSeq and is a predicted model, not a curated record.